AUGUUUCGUUCCCUCACAGCAUGGCUGGGCCUGCUGUCUGUAGCAGCAGCGCUGCCAGCUGGUCUUUUCCCCCCUGACUCCGCCCUCGAGAAGCGUGGCGAUGGCUACAAUCCACCACGAUCUGUUGUGUAUGUGCAGACUUUCAGGACGACAUCUGGUGGUCAGCUCUCCCUGCUUCCCCUCGUCCAGCAAAAUACCAAGGUCACCCACAUCUACCUGGCUGCUGUGCAUAUAAACGACAACCCAGGAGACAUCACUCUGAACGACAACAAUCCGAACGACACCAUCUGGGACACCGUAUGGUCAGAGUCCGCACAAUUGCAAUCUCAAGGCGUCAAGGUCAUGAUGAUGCUGGGAGGUGCUGCCGCCGGAAGCUACCCUCGUCUGUGCAGUGGAAGCAACGGUGCUGUUAACGAUGACUACUACGUGCCGCUCGCGAACACUCUUAAGUAUCACAAGAUCGACGGUCUGGACCUCGAUAUCGAAGAACAAGUUGACGUCUCUUGCCCAUUGAACCUCCUGCGACGUUUGAAUCAAGAUUUCGGCACCAACUUCAUCCUCACGAUGGCUCCUGUGGCCACCGACCUUCAGCCAAGCGAAUAUGGAUUGGGCGGCUUCAAGUAUUCGGCCCUUGACUCCCAGGCUACGGCUUCUGGCAAGCCUAAUGGCAAGUUGGUAAAUUGGUACAAUGCGCAAUUCUACAACGGCUGGGGUGAUUCCUCGUCUCCUGUGGGUUACAAUGCUAUUAUCUCGAAUGGCUACGCCGCAGACAGAGUCGUACUCGGUGUUCUCGACAGCCCCAACGACGGCGGCAGUGGAUGGUACAGCAUCAACACGUACAAGAGCACCAUCAACACAUUGAAAUCCAACUAUGCCAACUUCGGUGGCGACGUAGGCUGGGAGUACUGGGAUGCAGGUAGCAAUGACGGGUACUCUGAUCCAUGGCAAUGGGUCAAGGAGAUUGGCACCGCCAUUUUUGGCGCUGCAACUGGUCAAGUCAACACUGUCAGCACGCCUAUUCCUUACGGUCCAAGCCCGUGGCCGUCAUUGACGUCGACGCUGGAAGGACUGGGUGCGCUGCAUAUCGAGGCUGUGAGGGCGCUCAACAUCACGAAUGGCAGCUUGGAUGGUGCAUUGAAGCUGUUGGGUUUGUCGGACAUCUUCAUCAUAUCAACAGCAUGA
Messenger RNA from Zasmidium cellare ATCC 36951, 1182 nucleotides. RefSeq names its product glycoside hydrolase family 18 protein. Lineage: Eukaryota; Fungi; Ascomycota; Dothideomycetes; Mycosphaerellales; Mycosphaerellaceae. The transcript is spliced from 5 exons. Bases 1 to 1182 code for a protein of 393 amino acids. Gene Ontology annotation, cellular component: extracellular region. Gene Ontology annotation, biological process: carbohydrate metabolic process. Gene Ontology annotation, molecular function: chitinase activity. The record is from RefSeq and is a predicted model, not a curated record.